AGUAACUUAAUACUAGCAACUAUAUUUAUAACAAUAAACACGUUAAUGAUAAUCCUGAAGAACUUUCGUGAUUAGAUUAUAGUAUUUAUAUUUUCUUCUAUAGAACAUUAAUAUUUAGUAUUCAAUAUAACCGAGGAAGAUAUAAACGAAUCGAGUGCAUUAAUAACUUAUCAAUAAAUUAAUUGCUUUCAAUAAACAUAUCUCAUUAAGCAAGUUUAAUGCAAUCUCUGUGAACUUCGUCACUUAAAGUUCGUUGUCACAGCAUUAUACACGUAAGUUUUCUUCAUUUUCCCAUUCGUCGGAAGCAUAGUUGUCGUUGUUGUUGUCAACUCUGUUCAGUACAAAUUUUAAAUUAAGACGUAGCAAAUAUUAAUCGAAAUUUUAUUCAAAUGUUUACAAUUUGCCAGUUCAAAAAUAUUUUUAAAUAACAAUAAUUCUACAUUAAUAUAUGUUCAUUUUUUUGUGUAUAAAAAGGAUACUCAGAAGCAAGUAGAAAAUGAUUACCCUGGAGCACAUUGGAUACUUAAUCUUAUUCUUGAUAUUCCUCUACUGGUACACAACCGCAACAUUCAAAUUCUGGUCUAGCCGCGGCGUAGCUGGACCAAAACCUACAGCCUUCAUCGGUAACUUCCACGACGUGUUGUUCAGCAAGAUAUCCCUCGGAGAAUGGUUAGCCAAGUACUACCACGAGUACCCGAAUGAACCUAUGGUAGGUGUAUUUGUCCGACGAACGCCACUGCUGAUUCUUCGAGAUUUGGACCUGAUAAAGGACGUGUUUAUCCGUGACUUUUCAAAGUUCCACGACCGAGGUUUGAAGACCUUCGAAGACGCGGACCCACUGUCCCAAAACUUGAUAAAACUAGAGCAUGCGAGGUGGCGCCCACUUAGGAACAAGCUGUCGCCUGCUUUUACCUCAGGAAAGCUCAAAGAAAUGUUCUACUUGUUGGCAGAGUGUGGAAACUACUUCCAAGAUUACCUUGAGCGGACAGUUGCCAAGGAUGAGCCAAUUGAAGUUCGUGACUUGACGGCUCGCUUCACCACAGACGUAAUUGGAACCUGUGUGUUCGGUGUGCAAAUGAACGCGAUGAGCGACGAAAACAGUGAGUUCCGUCGGAUGGGUAAAUAUGUGUUCAAAGUGAAUUCGUUUAAAUUGUUCCGGUUUCGCGUUCGCGAGCUUUUCCCGGCAAUUUACAAGAUUAUAGGGCCUGCUAUGAAGGACAAAAUGAUCGUCGAUUUCUUCAUGAACACUAUGAAGGACGCAAUUGCUUACAGGAGGAAAUACAAUGUGGUUAAGCACGAUUUCAUCGAUCAGGUGAUGGAACUCCAGGACAAUCCGGAUAAAAUUGAGAUCAAGCUGACUGAUGAAUUGCUGACGUCUCAGCUCUUUGUUUUCUUCUUGGCGGGAUUCGAAACCUCGUCGACGACGAUGAGCAAUGCGCUCUAUGAGCUGGCAUUGCACCAGGACGUCCAGGACAAGUUGAGGGCAGAGAUUUUGGAAACUCUUAAAGCUUGCAAUGGACAUCUUACUUAUGAUGUUAUCAAAUCGAUGAAGUAUAUGGAAAUGGUGUUUAGAGAGUCUUUAAGACUUUAUCCACCAGCAACGUUGCUCGUCAGACGCGCCAAUUGCAAUUAUACAUUCUCUGGCACGAAUAUCACGAUACCAACAGACAUGAAGAUCAUGGUCCCGGUUCUAGCGAUUCAUCGCGAUCCGCAUAUCUAUCCUAAUCCAGAAGUUUUUCAACCUGAAAGAUGGACCCCGGAGGGUAAGGCCUCAAGGCAUCCAAUGACUUGGCUACCUUUUGGCGCUGGUCCUAGAAGUUGUAUUGGAGCAAGAUUUUCAAACCAUCAAUCAAAAGUCGGGUUGAUAAAAAUCCUCGAAAAAUACAGUGUUCAUCCAUGUGAAAAAACAGAAAUUCCAUACAAAAUUCAUCCAACUGGAUUUUUAUUAGCGCCAUUGAACGGAAUUCAUCUUAAAUUUUCAAAAGUGUAGUGUGUCUUGUUGACCAAAAACAAAUUGACUUUUUAAACUUAUCAAUUACAUUGUCAUUAAGCUCAAAGUUCACGAAAAACCGCUACUUUAAUUCACAAAUUUAAAUGCGAAAAAGCUUGCAUACUUUUAGCGUUUCUUCGUGAAAUUUUUCAGAAUCAUCGUCAAACUCAUAAUUAAUAUAAAUUUAAAUAUUAUAAUUAUAAUUAUAAUGUAGAAAUAAAAAUAAUUGGCAGUGAUAGUAAGUAAGUGAGUAAGUGUAUCAU
This is a messenger RNA of Cotesia glomerata, 2253 nucleotides long. RefSeq names its product probable cytochrome P450 6a13. Lineage: Eukaryota; Metazoa; Arthropoda; Insecta; Hymenoptera; Braconidae. Bases 497 to 1990 code for a protein of 497 amino acids. Gene Ontology annotation, molecular function: heme binding; iron ion binding; oxidoreductase activity, acting on paired donors, with incorporation or reduction of molecular oxygen. The transcript has 4 exons. The record is from RefSeq and is a predicted model, not a curated record.